Molecule: messenger RNA, 1566 nt
Organism: Exophiala xenobiotica
Lineage: Eukaryota; Fungi; Ascomycota; Eurotiomycetes; Chaetothyriales; Herpotrichiellaceae
Exons: 4
Coding region: 247-1380 (377 amino acids)
Biological process (GO): mitochondrial phosphate ion transmembrane transport
Cellular component (GO): mitochondrial inner membrane
Molecular function (GO): phosphate transmembrane transporter activity
Source: RefSeq, a predicted model, not a curated record
UGGCAUGGGCUUCCCUUGCCUGUGCCCUGCAUCCUUGAGCUUCGAACUAUCCCAAACCUCCACCUCUUUUCUAUCGUCAUCUUCCGUUGUCGCUCAUUCCAGCUGGUGGCCCAUCGACCUGCUACAGCAUAUUCAUCCCUAAAGACUCGAGGUAACCAAAGCCAUCACUUCCGAGGACUUCCUCCAGCCUGCGCUGCCCCUCGGCUCCAUUGAAACGCGGAGAUAAGCUGAUCUGUGGCCAGCACCAUGGUUGGGCUCUUCCCAAGCUCAGAAGCCAUCAGACAGGCUUUCUGUCCUACUUCUCCCUACUACAAACCUAAUGCUAAGCCAACCGAGCACCCCCAGAAACGCCCAAUCUUUUCAAGUUGGAGCGCUGCCGACACUGCGAAGGAUCUAGGCAAAGCUGCCCAAAAUGAGUACUCGAGGAUGAGCGAGAAAGCCCAGGCCAAGGCUGGAGGCAUCGAGCUCUAUUCAGCCAAAUACUAUGCUGCUUGUACUGUCGGCGGUAUUCUAGCUUGUGGUACCACCCAUACAGCCGUCACACCUCUUGACCUGGUCAAGUGUCGUCGCCAGGUCGACCCCAAUCUCUACAAGGGCAACUUUGAGGCAUGGAGGAAGAUUAGCAGAGCCGAGGGCCUCCGUGGCAUCUUUACUGGUUGGGGUCCGACAUUCGUCGGAUACUCAGUCCAGGGUGCUGCCAAAUACGGCUUCUAUGAAUACUUCAAGCACUUGUACAGCGAGCUGGCUGGAGAGGAGAAUGCCUCCAAGUACAAGACCAUUCUGUUCCUGUCGGCUUCUGCGUCUGCAGAGUUCAUUGCCGAUGUUGGUCUCUGUCCAUUCGAAGCUGUCAAGGUCAGGAUGCAGACCACUAUCCCUCCCACUUUCACCGGCACCGUGCAAGGUAUCUCGUCAAUUGUGGGCAAAGAAGGCGUUAGCGGCUUGUACAAGGGUCUCUAUCCUCUGUGGGGCCGACAGAUCCCAUACACCAUGAUGAAGUUCGCAUCUUUCGAGACCAUUGUUGCUGCCAUCUACAACUAUCUUCCUGGUCAAAAGUCCGACUACAACAAGGGCGCGCAAACUCUUGUGGCCUUCACCGGUGGUUAUAUGGCUGGUAUCCUUUGCGCUAUCGUUUCUCAUCCUGCCGACGUGAUGGUCAGCAAACUGAACGCGGAUCGUGCCCCUGGCGAAAGCUUUGGUGGUGCUAUGAGCCGUAUCUAUUCCAAGAUUGGCUUCGCUGGCCUGUGGAAUGGUCUGCCUGUGAGAAUUGUGAUGAUUGGUACAUUGACUGGACUGCAAUGGAUGAUUUACGACUCCUUCAAGAUCUUCAUGGGUCUACCUACCACUGGUGGUGGUGACGACAAGAAGACGGCCAAGACCUAGACUCUCGAUACAACCACAGAAGGGGUGGGAGAAGAAUGGGUGGCCGCAGUGAGAUCUGUACACGGGACACGGGACACGAGACGGACUUUAAGAAUGGUAGCUAGCCAACUUGGUUCUGUUUUUUCACGGAUAAUGAAUUGUAUUGGUACGCACGGGUACGGCAUGUCCUCGCUGCUUUGCUCCUUA